ACAAUUUAUAUUUGACAUUUUACAUAAUCAAUCAAUCCAACGUGAUCGGAGCAGAAUCACAUUGGAAGGAACUUGUAUACUUUCUAGAAUUUUCUGGAGUGCUGGAUAUAACUUUAAGCAAACAAUUUAUUAAUUCCUAGCUCCAUUAUUGUACUCAACAAAUGUGCUGAUACUGUAACUGUACUAUAUCUACCUAUCUACCUGCAAUUAUUAUAAUUUUAUUUUACUAAAGCAUAUUUACCAUGGCUAAAUGGGGCGAAGGAGAUCCCCGAUGGAUAGUCGAAGAAAGACCUGAUGCUACCAAUGUAAACAACUGGCACUGGACCGAAAGAGAUGCUAGUUCCUGGUCAAAAGAUAAACUUAAGCAAUUAUUUAUUGGCGCUGAAGUAAAGUCGAAUGGAGCGAGUAUUAAAGUUUACGAAAUUGAGAAAUGUGAGGGCGAGGCGUCUGCUAACAAUAGGAAAGGAAAGUUAAUUUUCUUUUAUGAAUGGGCUCUUGUACUGAAAUGGAAGGGCACAAUUGAUAAUAAUGAUGAAGUAUACGAAGGAAGUGUAACUAUUCCAAAUCUUUCUGAAGAAAAUGAGGUUGACGAAAUAGACAUUCAAGUUUCAAUAAAAGACAACUUGAUUGAAGCUGAGCCCCUGAAGGAAAUUAUGAAUAAGGAAGGGAAACCAAUUAUACGAGACUUAUUAAAUGGUUACGUAAAGAAUUUACACCUUGAGUUCUCGAAAGGUAUGAUUCUCCCUCCAAAAGAAGGGGGGACUGGAGAUAAAAUUAAAAAUUUAUCAAGUGGGUUUAAUAAGAAAGUAAGCAUGCAGCCUGUUGUGUCUAAUUCGGAAUCGAAAAGUAAAAUAUCAGACCUCACCACAAUAUCUGUAACUGAGAAGUUUCAAUGUAGAGCGAGAGAUUUGUAUGAUGCCUUAACGAGGAUAGAAAUGGUUACUGCAUUUACAAGAGGUCAAGUUAAGCUAGAACUUGUACCAGGUGGAUCAUUCGAAUUGUUCGGUGGUAACAUAAGUGGCAAUUUCGUUGAAUUGAUUCCAAAUGAAAAAAUUGUGCAGAAAUGGAGAUGCAAACAAUGGCCUUCUGAACAUUUUUCUACUGUUACCAUUAAGUUAGACCAGAAAAGUGACCACACUGUUUUACAUGUGGUACAAACCGACGUUCCUAGAUCUGAAGCUGAUGCUACCAAACAAAAUUGGGAGCGGUAUUACUGGAAUUCGAUCAAACAAACUUUUGGAUUUGGAGCUCUUCUACAUUAGCUUUAUUUAGCAAAUCAUCGAUUAGACAAAAAAUAAUUUAUUCUCCAAUUUUGGAUUAAGUUUUAAUUGAAAACCAGUUGUGAUAUUACCAUUUAUCGAAAUUAGCUUUUUGCAACACCUAGCUUAAUGAACAUUGUGCACACUUUUAAAUGCAACCAUUGUCAGUAAUUAGACCUAAUAUUCGUCCAUUAUGUCCUCUGUAAUUCAGCUGAAACAUUAAAAAAUAAUUGAAUCGUU
Photinus pyralis (common eastern firefly) is the source of this 1499-nucleotide messenger RNA. Its product is annotated as activator of 90 kDa heat shock protein ATPase homolog 1-like. The transcript is spliced from 3 exons. Gene Ontology annotation, molecular function: ATPase activator activity; protein-folding chaperone binding. Gene Ontology annotation, biological process: protein folding; positive regulation of ATP-dependent activity. The record is from RefSeq and is a predicted model, not a curated record. The coding region runs from base 243 to 1262 and encodes 339 amino acids. Gene Ontology annotation, cellular component: cytosol. Lineage: Eukaryota; Metazoa; Arthropoda; Insecta; Coleoptera; Lampyridae.